This is a messenger RNA of Corticium candelabrum, 1531 nucleotides long. RefSeq names its product cholesterol 7-desaturase nvd-like. The transcript is spliced from 3 exons. Gene Ontology annotation, molecular function: oxidoreductase activity; 2 iron, 2 sulfur cluster binding. Gene Ontology annotation, biological process: cholesterol metabolic process. The coding region runs from base 28 to 1410 and encodes 460 amino acids. NCBI's taxonomy places the organism in Eukaryota, Metazoa, Porifera, Homoscleromorpha, Homosclerophorida, Plakinidae. The record is from RefSeq and is a predicted model, not a curated record.
UUGUCGAGCGGUGUGUUUGGCAGUCGUAUGGCCGUAAUAUCGCUAUUCAUCUUGUCAGUGUGCUGCUGCAUUGCAGCUUCUCCUAUCUUCACGCCAUAUUUUAGCUUGCCGCACGAGAUUAACCGUUUGAUCUGUACUAAAAGCGACAUUUCGGAGGCACUCUUGUCAGUUUUGACCAAUUGGAGCACGUGGGUUUCUUGCGCCCGCUUGGCUCUGCUCUUACUGAUAACGCACAAGUUGUUUGUACUCUUAUUCAAGCCUCUGCAUCUAGUGAAGAGCAUGGUAGAUACGGGAUACAUUCAACACAGUGAGAAGCCAGUCUCGAGAGAGGUGUGGACGGCGCAGGUCGUGCGACGGCGCAAACGCGGAGACGUGCCGCCCGUGUAUCCGAACGGAUGGUUCUGCGUGCUGCAUUCGUGUCAGCUAGAGCGAGGAUGCGCAAAGAGUGUGACCGUGUUGGGCAUGCAGUUGGCUGUGUUUAGAGGAGAGGAUGGUCACGUGUAUGCAUUGGAUGCGUAUUGUCCGCAUCUUGGCGCUAACCUUGGUUGUGGUGGACGCGUGUUGGGCAAUUGUUUGGAAUGCCCUUUCCACGGUUGGUCGUUUCGUGGGAACGAUGGCAAGUGUGUUAGAAUUCCAUAUGCCGACAAAGUGCCGGAGUUUGCCAAGACGGAGGCGCAUACUGUUGUUGAAAUGAAUGGUAGUGUGUAUGUGUGGUAUCAUGCAGAGGGUAAUGAACCGAAUUGGAUGCCAGAGGAAGUUGUGGAAAUUUCCGACGGAAGGUGGAGAUGUGCUGGCAUGACUGAACACAUGAUCAACAGUCACAUCGAAGAAGUUCCCGAAAACAUUGCCGAUAUUGCUCAUUUGAAUCACCUUCACGGUCCGGUUGUUUUCUCGGGCGCCAACCUCACGACGUUUCAGACAUGGAAAUGGGCAUUUGCCAGUCACAAGUGGGAUGCAUCGUGGGCACCGUGUGAUGCCCCAGAGAAGCACUGCUCUCUUUUAAACCUUAAAGCCACAACGACUUUUCUAGGAUUAUCGAUACCGUUUCUUAACUUGGAUUUUCAAGCCAAACAGAUUGGCCCUGGAAUUGUACAAUUACCUUUCGUCUGCCCACUCGGUCGUGGCGUACUAAUCCAAGGCUUGACUCCAAUUGAACCAAUGGUGCAGCGAAUCAACCACCAAAUCUACAUCGAGAACACAAUCCCAACCAUCGUCGGCAAGAUCAUGUUGUGGGCUGAGAGUAUCCAACUGGAGAGAGACGUUACGGUUUGGAACAACAAGACGUAUCGAUCCAAGCCACUGCUAGUGAAAGAAGACAAUCUCAUUGCCAAGCAUCGACGUUGGUUCUCACAGUUUUACUCCGAACACAGUCCACGAUUUACAACCGAACGCUCGAGCUUAGAUUGGUAGCUUAGUGUAUGAAGUAGACGCUGUAGUAGUCGACUUCUGGCAAGUGCACUUUUAGUUUGAGCUGAAAAAAUGUAAAUGAUAUUGAAAAGAGAUUUAUAAGAAUACACAUUUGAUGAAUUUU